This is a messenger RNA of Parasteatoda tepidariorum (common house spider), 1685 nucleotides long. RefSeq lists its product as uncharacterized. The record is from RefSeq and is a predicted model, not a curated record. Gene Ontology annotation, cellular component: centriole; ciliary transition fiber. Lineage: Eukaryota; Metazoa; Arthropoda; Arachnida; Araneae; Theridiidae. Gene Ontology annotation, biological process: chemical synaptic transmission; cilium assembly; mitochondrion organization.
CAAAUUUAAGCAGCUGAAAGCUGUUUCGUAUCAAAAGAGUGGCAAUAAAAAAUUCAAUGUUUGUAAAUAAAUAAACCGGCUUGAACGUUGAUUUGUAAAAAAAAAUUUUUAAUCUUAAUUUGUUGUCAAAAUGGAAAAAUCUUCAUCAAAAUUUAAAUCCCCAUUUAAAAGCACUAAAUAUAAAUCCUUCCUUACUCUUUUUUCUCCGUCAGUUUCUAAACGAUCCCCAAAACUGAAAGACUCUGCUAAGUCUCUUUCAUCUCAAAGUAUUAAUGAGGAAAACUUAUAUAGAAAAUAUUCUACUGUUGAUGCCCCACAUUAUUCCAGUGAAUCAAUAUAUUCUCAAGUUGAAAGUCUUGGAGGUUCUCUUCAUCCACAAAUUCCACAGAAGAAACUUGAUUAUAAUGCGUCAAGCCCAAGUGAGCAGGUUGAGAGCUCAUUUGAAUCUAUUGCAGAAGAAACAAAACUGACAACGGAAACUAGUCAUCCUCAAGAUCCAAUCUAUGCCUCUGUGAAAAAAAAGCACGUUUUAACUAAAAUACAGCCUCAUGACUUUGAAAUAGAAGAUUUAAAAGAAAAUAAUAUAACUUUAAAAGCAAGGAUUAAAGAUUUAUCUGAAGAUAAUCGACUGCUCAAGAAAAAAUUGCAAGACUUCAUUAAGGAAGAAAAAUGGAAUGAAGAACGAUUACAUUCAAACCUACAAUUGAAAAUUACAGAGUUAGAGACAGAAACAAGAAAAGAAGUUAAAACUUUGUCAGAUCAUAUACGUAUCCUUAUGAGAGAGAAAGAAGUUUUAAAUGAACAAAUUGAUAUCUUACAAAUGGAAAAAAAGGCACAGCAUCUCAAAUAUGAAGAAUUACAAAGAAAAAUAAAAUCCAUGGUUCUGCCCGAAAUUCAUAAAAAAGUUAUAGUAGAACAUCAGAAGUUGAUAAAUGAAAUGAAAAAGAGGCACACUGAAGAAGAAGAAAAAUUGAAGGAAGUCAAUAAAGAUCUUGAAGAAUCCAAAAAUGCUUUGGAGAAGUAUAUAAAAGAGCUUCAAAAUAAAACAGUUGUAUUAGAAAAAAAAGUGGAAUCUUUCGAAAAAACAAAUCAAGAGCUAGAAGAAGAUAAAAGAAAUCUAUUGGAGCAGGCUGAUGAAUCAAAGCAAAUGGAGAAAGAUAUGCAAGGAAUGCUUUUGUCCCUCUUAAAAGUGACAGAGAAUUUGGCGAUUGAAAGAAAUGUUCUAAUGAGAAAGACUUCCUUUCAAGACCACCAGCAUAAAGAAAUACACACUUCUGUAAUUGAUUAUAGUUUAAACAUUGGGAGAUUACAAGAACAUAUAUCAAACUUGUACAAGGAAAAUCAUGAGGAAUUAAUGGCACUACGAACAAACAAAAGUCAACAAGAUGUGAAGUUGGAAAAUAUAUACGGGAAACAAUUUGAUAUUCUACGAGAAAAAAUAGUUGCCCAAAAUAAUAGAAUUAAUGAAUUGGAAAAUGAAAACAGAAAAUUACUAUCUCAGCUGGAAUUAGUAUGGCAAGCAGUUUGUGGCAAAAAUUCAAAAUUAUUGGAAGAUGUUAAAGCAAUCUUACAAAAUCAUACUUAUGGUGAAAAAACCCAGUUUUAAUUUGAAAAUGUUAUUUUUUAAAAAGAUUUUAUAAAAUUUUUCUAUAUUUUAUAUUAUUCUAGUCACUACUUGUAAAAUA